AUGUUCACCGAGGAGAUCGAAGAGGCAAUAAUCUCGCGUGCCCAGCUUCGUUCAUCGCCACGUCAAUACCAAAUACCAGGUGUCCAUCCAGCGAAUGAUCGUUCAAUUCAUAAGACCGAACGACAGUCCGUCAAGGUCGUUGGAUAUCACCAGAAUCUGGAGAUGCAAGACUCUCCAGAAGCCAAGAUCGAGUCGCCGCUGGAUGUAAUUGUUAAAAUCGGCGCUGCUGGUGUCUGCAGGUAUGUAUGUAUGCUGUAUACGUUUUCCGUUGAUUGUAGAAAAUACCAAUUGAUGCGCCUCGCAAGGACCGACAUCCAUAUCCUCGAAGGGCAGUGGGAAGAAAAGUCGGGAGUCAAACUCCCAUACACCAUCGGCCACGAAAACGCCGGCUGGAUCCACGCCAUAGGAGAAGCUGUUCGGCGAUCCAGUCAUCCUCCACCCUCUCGUAACCUUACGUUCCCAGGAAUCAACGUCGACGGAGGCUACGCAGAGUUCAUGAAAACCACUGCGCGCUCCGUCAUCAAACUCGACCCAAAACUCCACCCCGCCGAUGUCGCGGCUCUCGCAGACGCAGGAUUAAAACCGCUCAUCAUUGUCGCAGCGAAAGCUGCAGAAUUCCUUCGACCUGGUGAUAACUGCGUGAUGAUCGGAGCCGGAGGUCUCGGCCAUAUUGGCAUUCAAGUCAUGGCCGCGAUUUCCGGAGCUACGCUCAUCGUUAUCGACCGAAACCCAGACGCCCUAGCCUUAGCGAAAAAAAAAUCAAAAAAAAAUCGGCGCUAA
Molecule: messenger RNA, 780 nt
Organism: Pseudocercospora fijiensis CIRAD86
Lineage: Eukaryota; Fungi; Ascomycota; Dothideomycetes; Mycosphaerellales; Mycosphaerellaceae
Exons: 4
Coding region: 1-780 (259 amino acids)
Molecular function (GO): oxidoreductase activity; zinc ion binding
Source: RefSeq, a predicted model, not a curated record